AUGCCCUCCCUCGCGCUCUCAGACGCGAGCACCGGCUCGUCCUCCGACAACGCGCCGGAGACACCGGACCACUCUCAGGUCCUCGCCACGCCCAUCGCCCGCCCGGAUUACAAGGGCAAGGCCCCGUUGAGGCCAAGGGUGUCCAAGCCGCUCCCGGCACCUCCCGUGCCUACGGAGACGCGCCAAAGAGCAUGGUCGACCUUCAUGCGCGUCGAGAUGCGCGUCUCUCUGCCGGGCGUACUGCAGACUCCGGGCGUACUGAAGAACAUGCUACACUUUCUGUCCUGGCACGACUUUCGCGCAGUGGCGCGCUCUUCUAAAGCUUGUCGCACACUAGUCAGGAAACCUGAGCUCGGGCACAUCAUACUCUCUCGCUUUGUCCCCAGCUAUCGAUACUGUCUCGAACACGCCGACACGAGCUCUCCCAGUUUCAGAAACGUGCCUUUCGCGUUUAGGGAUUUGGAUCUCUUCAUGACUUCCCAAAAUAUCCCACUGCACAAGUACCCGCGGCAUGCACUGUCCGUCCUGUCAGCAUUGUGGCCGACCGAACAGCAUAAUCGGAAAACGGAGUCCUGCAUGGAACUCUGUCUUUCGCAUUCGAGAACAGUCCUAUUGCUUCAAUCGCUCAUACACAGCUCACAAGCACACAUCGCCGACGAUUUCGAGGACUUCAGCUUCCGACCUCGCGCGACACCUUCACCGCGCGCUGUUCGCGAGCUCGUCUUCCCUGCUCCCUUGGCGUACUUUUCCGCGCCUGCGUCCGCAGCGUCCUCGGAAACAAAUAGUCUCGCUCCCAGCGUAGGCAAGAAUAGCACGAAGGGCGCAAAGCGUAGAGCCUCCAAGAUCUUCUCCCGGUCCGAGUCGCGCAGCAAACGCACAGUCGCCUCUCUUGACAUUCCUCGAGCACCGCCUACAAGGCCGAGCGCCUCGAGCAGGCCGGCCUCCAUCUUUGGCACGUUCACGUCUUCGGGCGUGCGCGUCCCUCCACCGCUUCCGUCAGAAGACACGUUGGGUCUGCGGAUUUACGCAGAAAGCUGGCGAUCGCAUAGGCGCCAGCAGCGACAGUCGGUUUCCGCUUCGAGCUCGCUUUCUGACGGCGAGUCGCUCUUCCGGCGUCCGCAGAGGCGCUUCGCGAGCUCAUCAUUGACGCGUUCGAGCGCGUCAUCUAUCGACGAGAGCCAGAGCCCGUCGCCUUCUCGCACGCGCAUCACUCAGUCGAGAACGCUGCCGACUGUCAGCAGCCCGCAUGACAUCCGUCUGGCUACAUCAAGAUUACGUGCGCCCGUCCUGCGCGUUUUUCAUCCGUGCACGGAGCUCGACGAUGCGGCGUUAACCGCGUGCGAGACGCAAUUGGUCGACAGCGGUCUAUGGGCGCAUCUCUCGACGGGCGACCUUGUGUGCAAUUUGGGAUACCUCCCGCCCGAAACGACAGAAACGGAAGAUGUCGUGACCGGGUCCGAAUCCGGCUCGGCGGGCUCGAGCUCGGUCGGUUCGACUGAGAGUCGCGAUGGGCUCUGGUUGCUGUUCGAUGGAACCGAGCUUGUGCCGUGGGACCCUACGACGCCAUUACCGCUUGGGGAUCCGCUCAGUUUACCGUCGCCGUUGUAUUACGCGCACGUGUUGCCGGCCGGUACUCCCUCACGUUUGACGCUCGCGCUCCCGCGCGCAGAACCGCAGUUUGCGUUGCAACGGUUGACGCUCGACGUGCCCAGCCCCAAUUCUCCGCGCGGGAUUGCGCGCACGCACCGCUUCGCGUGGCUCGCGACGCUUCCGCCGGCACACCGAGAGAAUCUUGGAGAGGGGUGGCAAGGGGAAUGGGUGCUCGAAGGGGAGGGUACGCCGGAGGGGAGGGCGCGACUGCUCGACGCCGUCUCGGGCGCCAUCAAUCGCGCGCAGGAGUGGGAGAUGGUGCCCGAGAAAACGACCGCGUCGCGCUUGUGGCUGAGGCUCGUAUCAUGA
Molecule: messenger RNA, 1959 nt
Organism: Peniophora sp. CBMAI 1063
Lineage: Eukaryota; Fungi; Basidiomycota; Agaricomycetes; Russulales; Peniophoraceae
Source: the annotation of a GenBank genome assembly